Molecule: messenger RNA, 936 nt
Organism: Adineta steineri
Lineage: Eukaryota; Metazoa; Rotifera; Eurotatoria; Adinetida; Adinetidae
Source: the annotation of a GenBank genome assembly
AUGGGCUGUAAAGAAAAAAUUACAACACAUUUAUCGACUUGGCCAACAAAAUUAACAACAGUCAUGGAUAUUCAUCGAAAACGUUAUUCACAACUUAAUCCAAGAUUUAAACAACAACGUCAACAACAAACAACUACUACUACUACUCUUCUUCAACCUGUUCAAGAACCUGCUAUAUGUCCAGUUAUUCUUCCAUCAACAACACGUCUUCAACCGCGUUAUCAAGUACGUUCAAAACAAUAUGAACCAACUCAUCUUCCAUCAGCACAAACAAUUCAACGACCAAAUACAAGUUAUAAACAACAACCAGUAUUAUCAUCAGACUCUAAUCAACGAUAUAUAACAUUGGCAAAUCUAACAAAAAUUUUACAUGUUCUUCAAACACAUGCUAAACCUAAUGAUAGUGAAGCAUCAAUGAAUAUGAGUACAUCAACUACAAACAGUACGAAACAACGUGUACAACAACAUUUACAAGAAACAGCAGCACGAUGGUGGAAACCAAUUCGACCAUCUGAUAGACAAUCACCAUCAUCAGUACCUUCAUCCUUACCUGCACAUACAACAUCUACUACUACAACAACAACAACAACACAAGUGCCAUCAACAGAUGUACUUCAACAACGACAGAAUAAUCCUUCUUCAUCAUCUAUAAAUCCUUUGUCGUCUACACGACAAAUAAAUAUACCUUCCAUUAUUACUACUGAAACUUCGAGAUAUGAUGAAUCCGAAUCAUCAACAGAAAUUCAACCAUCAACAACACUAACUACAUCAAUUAUUCAACCAUCUAAAACACCUGAUGUAAAACGUAUACGACAUGAACCAUUAAUAAUGCAAACACGUGCUAUGCGUCAUUAUUCAUAUGAUCAUCAUCGUUAUUAUAAUAAUUCGAGUAGUAUCAAUUUUCUUCAACAGCAUCGUUUAAUUCGUCAAACAUAA